UGAGUGUGUUGGUGUUUGCAGAGGUCUGCUGUCUUUCAGACCUUGUGGGUUCUUGGAAUGAGAGCAGCAGAAUGGCGUGUCGUGCACGAGAGAGCGCGUGGAGGGGCUGAGAGAUGCUGUGAAUAUGAUUGAAAGGGGUCUCCUGUGCGCGUUACUUGUUGACUUAGAGAGCUUCACUGGAAGCGCAGAGCGGAUCAUCGGAGAAGCCAUUAACACGACGUGAUCACCAGCCGUCCUUCAAGCUUUCUCAAGAACACUAGUUCAUUUAUGAACGUCGAGACAGAGGAUUCUUAUUAUAUACCGACUGCAUAUAAACUCCAUUGUUGUUUAAAGCCCCAGUUAAAAGUAACUUUAAGACGUUUAUUUACAGUUCGACGCCAGGGCACAGGAGUGAAACGUGUAGCAGACUGCAGUCGCCGUUUGCAGGUGCUUUCUGGAACCAGCAUUGCAAGAGGAACUCUGUGACAGCAUGGAGGACGAGCUAGCAGAAGUGGAGAUGUUGCAGGAGCUUUCCACGCUCAAUUUGAACAGCAGUCUCCUGAAUGCUUACGCAAACCACAGUAAUGUCACCAACCACACGAGUAUCACCUACUACCCAUAUUACCAGCACUCUCUGUCUGUUGCCGCCACCCUGACGACGGCCUACCUCUUCAUCUUCCUGUUGUGCAUGGUGGGAAAUGGCUUGGUAUGUCUGAUUGUGCUGAAGAAUCGGCAGAUGAGAACGGUCACGAACCUCUUCAUCCUCAACCUGGCCGUUAGUGACCUUCUGGUGGGCGUCUUCUGUAUCCCAACAACCCUGGUGGACAACCUCAUUACAGGUUGGCCUUUCACAAACACAGUCUGUAAGAUGAGUGGUCUGGUUCAGGGUAUGUCUGUGUCUGCCUCUGUGUUUACACUGGUGGCCAUUGCAGUGGACAGGUUCCGUUGCAUUGUGUACCCUUUCCAACCUAAACUCACCCUACUGGUUGCUAAGGUGACCAUAGUGAUGAUCUGGGUGCUUGCGGUGGUGAUUAUGUGCCCAUCAGCUGUGAUGUUGACUGUGGAGAGAGUGGAGCAUCAUUACAUGGUCCACAAUGAAGACUACAACCACACAUACAUACUUUUCUCAUGCUUCGAGAACUGGGCCAACCCACAGAUGAGGAAAGUCUACACCACCGUCCUGUUUGCACACAUUUACCUGAUCCCCCUCACCAUGAUCACGCUCAUGUAUGGACGUAUCGGGAUCAAACUCUACACCACCUCUGUGAUCUCUGGGAACGAUCAGCACGAAAGUGGACAGUCCAACACCUCCCCUCCGGGUCCUGGAGCCCAGCACAAAGGUCGGCCCCUUAUUUCCCAAAAGAAGAUCAAAGUGAUCAAGAUGCUGAGCGUCGUGGCUCUGUUAUUCACACUCUCCUGGCUGCCUCUGUGGACCCUGAUGCUCCUCACGGACUACGGAGGUCUGGACGAAGACGACUUGGAGAUGCUCAGCGGCUACGUGUUCCCAUUCGCUCACUGGUUGGCCUUCUCAAACUCUAGCGUCAAUCCAAUCAUCUACGGAUACUACAAUGAGAACUUCAAGAGGAGCUUUCAGGCGGUGUGCAGUACGCAUUCGUGCUGCUGCGAGGGAAUGUCUGUGAAGAGAGGAAUGCAACGGAAAGCAGGAGGAGGCGUAAGGGAUACUGCGGUCAACUCCAAUCCCCUGAAUUUCGGUGCGAGGAACCGGGUCUACAAUGAUGGCGAUCUGAAGAACUCCGGGACGUGUCUGGAGUUGGAGCACAGGAGAACUGGCCGGCUUUGUAAUAACUCGGCCUGCUCCAAUGACACGGGAUCCAGUGCGGGAUCUGGGAUAAAAGUGGCAAACCAAAAAGUCUUUCAGAUGGAGGAGCCAGAGAGUCCUAUCAGAGGGGGUAAAAACCAAGCCUGGGAUGAAUAGAUGGAUUAUUUGUGGGCGGUUGAGACUCCAUAGAUCUUUAAUCUGUGAUCUUUAAAGUGAGAUGUGAAAAGUGAGAUCAUUAGAUCAAGUCAGGACUAAUCUCAUCAGAUUAGUUCAUGUGAAAACACUUGAAACACUCAAAGGCUGAAUUAACUUGUUUUUGGACUCAAAAUUCUGUAAAGUGCAAACGAGAGCAACGUUAAAGGAGGUUGAAGUCACAUAUUGUAAAGCAUUUGUUUACCAACUUUAGCUUUUCAACAGAAUUUCAUUUGCAAUUAAAAGAUUUUAAUUCACCAAAUUCAGGCAACAACAACAAAAAAAAAGGUAUAUAUUUAAAAUAAGCAUGUAGACUCAGUUUCAAACAUUUUAAUCUUGUAUAAAACAUUUCUGAUGUUUAAGCCUGACAGUUUUUUGUUGUUUUUUUCAGAUCAGGCAAAAAGCUGCAAUCACUAAAUUGGCCGUGUUUAUCUUUUUUCAAGACGGUAAUAUUGCACACUUGCACAAAUGUGUCCUGAAAUCAGCAUUGUAUUUUGUAUAUUAUAUUUGUGUAUGUCCUUUAUUAUGUAAAUUAGUGAUUUUAUCACUGUUGUGAAAACAAUUGGAGUGAACACAUACAGUUAAUACCAAAGGGGAAAGAUGCCAUAUGUCAUUUUUGAGAUAGCUACUGUUGUUCACUAUGAGAGAAAACAGAACAGCUGGGUGGCGAAGAUGCGAAGAAUAAGCACAAUCCGUGACUAUGACUCAAAUGUUUGUAUUUUAGUGUUCACUGUGUUUUUUCUGACUGUGGCUUUAAGAUGGCUUAUGUAAAGUCUGGCUUUGUACCUGGAGUCUAAUUAUAUACUUAAUGCUGUAUAGCGAGAUUAAUGUAAAUGGACUGUAAAGUGAAUGAAUAUGAUCAAUUCAGUCCAUUAUCUCUAUAAGGAGGAGUUUUUCCUCCAUUCUACAAGUGUUAAUGUGUAAACCUUAAAAGUGUAAAAGUGAACAGUUUUCUUGGGCUGAGAGACUGGGCGUCAUAAUUUGCACCUGGUCCAUUGAGAAUGGUCACACAUACACCUAGUUUAUAUUUUUAUGAUAGUAAGUCAAACACAGGCCCAGCGACUUCUUUCAUUGAAAAAAAAAAACAUUUAAAAAUCUUGAAAUGACCCCAAAGAACAGAGAAAAAAAGAGCUCAUUAACACUUGUCAGGAAGGACAUAUUUUGUAUCUAUAACAUCGAACCGUUCCUUACCUGCAAACUGCAAGCUGUACGCUAGUAUGUCUAAAUGAUCUUUUAUGACAUAAUUAUCAUCUUUUUUUAUACACAAUUGGGCCCACCUUGGGCCUUGAAGGUAUUUUAAUGGCUUUUAUUAAUUUCAUGACAUUGGGAAACUGAAUUGAACUGAAUCAGAAAUACAGAAAUGUCUUCUUUUUUUUUAUUAGAAAGUGUCCAGCUUUGCUCAAUUGCUACCAGGUAUGAGUACAUUAAUGACAAGAAAAUAAAGCUUAUUUUUAUAUACAAAUAUUUUCUCAACAAGCUCAAAUAAGAAAGUUCAAGUGUUUGUAGAGUAAGAAUGCGUUGAAUGAAAUCACAACAUUCACUUCAAAUCAGGUUUCUCUCAAUGGGGGCCCAUUAAAUGUCCUUAAUGAGUUUUGCCCGCGUCAUCUGUUCGCUGCUUUAAUAUGGAUUUCUAUUUGGAGAAUUACACAGAUUAUGCCACUCAAUUUAAUAAUAAUUGCACAUCAUCUCUUGACUACUCUAGAAUAUAAAAAACUCCCUAUAUAACUCCUAUAUAAAAACUCCUAUAUAAAAAAACUG
Messenger RNA from Pimephales promelas (fathead minnow), 3709 nucleotides. It is a transcript of the gene npffr1l2, whose product is annotated as neuropeptide FF receptor 1 like 2. Gene Ontology annotation, cellular component: plasma membrane. The record is from RefSeq and is a predicted model, not a curated record. Gene Ontology annotation, molecular function: neuropeptide receptor activity; peptide binding. Gene Ontology annotation, biological process: cellular response to hormone stimulus; G protein-coupled receptor signaling pathway. NCBI's taxonomy places the organism in Eukaryota, Metazoa, Chordata, Actinopteri, Cypriniformes, Leuciscidae.